Messenger RNA from Equus caballus (horse), 1497 nucleotides. It is a transcript of the gene CLVS1, whose product is annotated as clavesin 1. Gene Ontology annotation, molecular function: phosphatidylinositol bisphosphate binding. The record is from RefSeq and is a predicted model, not a curated record. NCBI's taxonomy places the organism in Eukaryota, Metazoa, Chordata, Mammalia, Perissodactyla, Equidae. Gene Ontology annotation, cellular component: membrane; endosome; clathrin-coated vesicle. Gene Ontology annotation, biological process: lysosome organization.
GACAGAGUCUCGGGCGCACACGCCUCCUACCAAAAUCACAGCCCAGUGGAGCCGGGGCUCUCAUUCACAGCUUUCUAGAGAAAUCUGAGCCCGAACCUGCCAGAAUAGGAGAUCUCACCCACUCAGCUCACCAGCGAGGACACCUGCAGAAACACAUUCCCAAAGCAAGGCUGGGCGGCGGUGUGAAGUGGGCAAUGGCCUUGACUUUGCUUCUCUUUUGGAUGGCUACCACCACAUAGGACCUGAAUGUCCUACUGCUUCCCAGAACCAGAAAGAAGACCCUCUGUUUGUCUGUUUCAGCAGCUGUUUGGUAGCAAAAAUCUGUUGAAUGGGCCCCGAUUUCAGCAGACCAUCACGUGAAUGGGACCAGUUCCUCUUCUUUCCAAAUACGAAAAAUUAAGCACUUGGAAGGGAGAUUUGGCCAAGAUGACCCAUUUACAGGCUGGACUCAGUCCAGAGACUAUAGAGAAAGCUCGCCUGGAACUGAAUGAAAACCCGGAUGUUUUACAUCAGGAUAUUCAGCAAGUCAGGGACAUGAUCAUCACCAGACCUGACAUUGGAUUUUUACGUACAGAUGAUGCCUUCAUCCUGAGAUUUCUCCGAGCCAGGAAGUUUCACCAAGCAGAUGCCUUUAGACUCCUGGCCCAGUACUUCCAGUACCGCCAGCUAAACCUGGACAUGUUCAAAAACUUCAAGGCCGAUGAUCCCGGCAUUAAGAGGGCUCUCAUCGAUGGGUUCCCUGGAGUGCUGGAAAACCGCGACCACUAUGGCAGGAAGAUCCUUCUGCUGUUUGCGGCCAAUUGGGAUCAGAGUAGGAACUCCUUCACAGACAUCCUCCGUGCCAUCCUGCUGUCAUUGGAAGUCCUUAUUGAAGAUCCGGAGCUUCAGAUAAAUGGUUUCAUUUUAAUUAUAGAUUGGAGUAAUUUUUCCUUCAAACAAGCCUCCAAACUGACACCUUCAAUCCUCAAACUGGCCAUUGAGGGGUUGCAGGACAGCUUUCCUGCCCGCUUCGGAGGAGUUCAUUUUGUCAACCAGCCCUGGUACAUUCAUGCCCUGUACACGCUCAUCAAGCCGUUUCUUAAAGACAAGACCAGGAAACGGAUUUUCCUCCAUGGAAACAAUUUAAACAGCCUUCACCAGCUAAUUCACCCUGAAUUUUUGCCCUCCGAAUUUGGAGGAACCCUCCCUCCUUAUGACAUGGGAACAUGGGCCCGGACGUUGCUCGGUCCUGACUACAGUGACGAAAAUGACUAUACUCACACUUCCUAUAAUGCAAUGCAUGUGAAACACACAUCCUCCAACCUGGAGAGAGAAUGCUCACCCAAGCCGAUGAAGAGAUCUCAGUCUGUGGUAGAAGCAGGGACCCUGAAACACGAGGAAAAGGGAGAGAAUGAGAACACUCAGCCACUCCUGGCUCUGGACUGAAUCCUGAGUCAUCCAUGCUCCUGCAGAUCGCCAGCCUUCAGUAGUACCAGCCACCCAGGAGGCACACGCGCA